CACCACGGCAGCGGUGGACAGUAAACGGAAGUGACGCCCGCGAGGGAGCCUACUCUGCUCCAUUCCUCCUCCCUCCGACCGAGCUUCAGCCAAUCAGAAUGGGACGGGGCGGGGCCGGAGCAGAAGUGCAGCCAGCCGGCGCGCGGAAUCCGAAGGAAUUUACUCGGCCCCCCCGUAACACCGACCAAUCGACGGCCCCAGGAGCUCGCUGUGUUUACUACCGACUGAAUCCGUGAGCGCUGGUGACCAAUCACCAUUUUCCUUACAACACGUAAAACUGUUAUCAAACGCCUUUUAAGGCGGGAUUUAGUACUAAGCGGCUCUAGGUUUGGACUGUAGAAAAGAGACUUUGUGCUGCAGCCAAUCGAGAGCCGCUGUGGUGGAGGUGAGCGGGUUUUCCGCCUAAUUGUGCCAAUCACAGUCGCGGCUCUCUGAGGUCUGCGCGAGCUACGGGGCGAGCCCGCCGGGACGGUGUCCCACCAUUGGCUGGACCCAAAGAAUUUCUCCGCUCUCGCGGCGGCGCGCCCUUCGGUGACCUCCGGAUCUCUCUCCGCAGUUCUUUCUGCUGCAAAAACUAUUGGGACGAUUAGUGACCUCGUUUGUGGAAUCUUGAAAGAAAGCAACUUGGAUAACAGACGAGACGACCUGACUUCUUGCCCUUCAAAAAUGCCCUUCUUUGGGUCCACGCUUACAGGAGCUUCUUUGGCCCUUCGGCUCUGGUAGGUGAUUCAUAGUCCCACACAAGCCUCAACGCGCAGGCAGAGCGCUAGUUCAGCAAAGAGGACUGGUGCCUGUAGUGGGCAGAAGUCCCGCCUCUCCGGGGCGGGGCGAAGAGUGGGCGGGAACGGCGCCUCCGCAUUCCCGGGGAGAGCGAGUAGGGGGCGGUGCCGGGGGGGAGGAGCCACGCCGGCUCCGCACGCGCGGGGCGGAGCGGGUGAGGCCGCGCCUCUUCCGUCCUGUUGCCGUGCAGUCGCAUGUGGAGUGGCAAACACGGCCCGGGGGUGUUCGUGUAAACGCCUAACCUUGGCGACCGGACUGGCGAGAUGGCGGCGGAGGUGUUGUCGAGUGCGAGGUGGCUGUACUGUGGGGAGCCCGACGACAGCCACAGAGCAGUACUGGUCCAGUUCUCCAAUGGGAAGCUGCAGAAUCCAGGCAACAUGCGCUUUACCUUGUACAAGAGCAAUGACUCCACAAACCCCAGGAAGAGAGGUCAGCGGAUCCUGGCAGCUGAAACAGACAGACUUUCCUAUGUGGGAAACAAUUUUGGGACUGGAGCCCUCAAAUGCAACACUCUGUGCAGGCACUUUGUGGGAGUCCUGAACAAGACCUCCGGCCAGAUGGAGGUGUAUGAUGCUGAAUUGUUCAACAUGCAGCCACUGUUUUCAGAUGAAUCAGUCGAGAGUGACUCGACACGAGAGAAUGAGGCCAAAACUUUUAGAGAAAAGAUGGAUUCUUGCAUUGAAGCCUUUGGAACCACCAAACAGAAGCGGGCUUUGAAUUCCAGAAGAAUGAACAGAGUUGGCAAUGAAUCUCUGAAUUGUGCAGUAGCUAAAGCCGCAGAGAAUAUUAUUGAUGCAAAGGGUGUGACUGCUCUGGUCAGUGAUGCCAUCCGUGAUGAACUGCAAGAUGACUCCCUGUACCUUCCUCCCUGCCACGCUGAUGCAGCCAAGCCUGAAGACGUGUAUAAAUUUGAAGACCUUCUCUCCCCUGCUGAGUAUGAAGCUCUUCAAAGCCCAUCUGAAGCUUUCAGGAAUGUCUCAUCAGAGGAAAUCCUGAAGAUGAUCGAAGAGAACAGCCACUGCUCCUUUGUCAUAGAAGCGUUGAAGUCUUUGCCAUCUGAUGAGGAGAGCCGAGACCGCCAGGCCCGAUGCAUAUGGUUUCUGGACACGCUCAUCAAAUUUCGAGCACAAAAAGUGAUUAAGCGGAAAAGUGCCCUGGGACCUGGGGUCCCCCACAUCAUCAGCACCAAGCUGCUGAAGCACUUCACCUGCUUGACCUACAACAACGGCAGCCUACGGAACUUAAUUUCGGAUUCGAUGAAGGCGAAGGUCACCGCGUAUGUAAUCAUACUGGCUUUGCACAUAAGCGACUUCCAGAUUGACCUGACACUGUUACAGAGGGACUUGAAGCUCAGCGAGAGAAGGAUGAUGGAGAUAGCGAGGGCCAUGAGGCUGAAGAUCUCUAAGAGAAGGGUGUCUCUGGCAGCUGGCGGGGAGGAGGAUCACAAACUGGGCACUCUGUCCAUCCCGCUGCCUCCAGCCCAGACCUCGGACCGCCAGUCAAAGCGGAGGAGGAUCACCUAGAGGGUGCUUUCCAGAUGGAGCAUUUUGGCCACACGGAGCCACUACUUGUGUUAAUUUCUAUUUUUAUUUUUAAAAUGAGAAGGAAAAAAGAAGCCUUGCUUUGGCGUGGGUACGAAGCCAGAAGCAGCAUCUCAAGUCGUGCUUGUGUUCGGUGGAAACAUAAAUUGAUCACCAUGUUGGAUUUCACCUCUCCCCUCUGGUGUCGCUGUGAUUAUAAAUGGCAGGCGGUUCCUGUGGGAGGGUGGGGCCUGGGGAAGUCCGAGCCAACAGAUCUCACAGGCUGAACCCUAGGCCAGAUCUAAUGGAUCAGUGUUAAUAAAGAGGGCUGUGAAGAGA
This is a messenger RNA of Acinonyx jubatus (cheetah), 2639 nucleotides long. It is a transcript of the gene POLR1E, whose product is annotated as RNA polymerase I subunit E. The transcript is spliced from 13 exons. Gene Ontology annotation, molecular function: DNA binding. Gene Ontology annotation, cellular component: RNA polymerase I complex. Gene Ontology annotation, biological process: nucleolar large rRNA transcription by RNA polymerase I; transcription elongation by RNA polymerase I; RNA polymerase I preinitiation complex assembly. Lineage: Eukaryota; Metazoa; Chordata; Mammalia; Carnivora; Felidae. Bases 1044 to 2303 code for a protein of 419 amino acids. The record is from RefSeq and is a predicted model, not a curated record.